Phymastichus coffea is the source of this 2610-nucleotide messenger RNA. RefSeq names its product tubulin beta-1 chain. Gene Ontology annotation, molecular function: GTPase activity; structural constituent of cytoskeleton; GTP binding. Gene Ontology annotation, biological process: microtubule cytoskeleton organization; mitotic cell cycle. The transcript has 3 exons. Bases 147 to 1490 code for a protein of 447 amino acids. The record is from RefSeq and is a predicted model, not a curated record. Gene Ontology annotation, cellular component: microtubule; cytoplasm. NCBI's taxonomy places the organism in Eukaryota, Metazoa, Arthropoda, Insecta, Hymenoptera, Eulophidae.
CGGCGACCGGCGGCGCACAUUCGUCUCCUGGCACUCGCGACGCGCAGAGUUCCACGGUCGUACGAGAGAAAGCGACGCUAAAGACAGAACCCACAAGAGGUUUUUUAUAUACACACGAAGCACACGAAAGACAACACGACACAACCAUGAGGGAAAUCGUGCACAUUCAAGCCGGCCAGUGUGGUAACCAGAUUGGUGCCAAGUUCUGGGAAAUCAUCAGUGACGAGCACGGCAUUGACCCGACUGGAGCAUACCACGGAGACAGCGACCUCCAACUCGAGAGGAUCAACGUCUACUACAAUGAGGCAUCGGGUGGCAAAUACGUGCCCAGGGCUAUCCUCGUGGAUUUGGAGCCCGGUACCAUGGACUCUGUCAGAUCUGGCCCAUUCGGUCAAAUCUUUAGACCUGACAACUUCGUGUUUGGUCAGUCUGGCGCUGGUAACAACUGGGCCAAAGGUCACUACACCGAGGGCGCGGAGCUCGUUGAUUCGGUCCUCGAUGUUGUCCGCAAGGAGGCCGAGAGCUGUGACUGCCUUCAAGGCUUCCAGCUGACCCAUUCGUUGGGAGGUGGUACUGGAUCCGGUAUGGGAACCCUUCUCAUUUCCAAGAUCCGUGAAGAAUACCCUGACAGAAUCAUGAACACCUACUCGGUCGUCCCAUCACCCAAGGUUUCCGACACCGUUGUCGAGCCUUACAACGCUACCCUCUCGGUUCACCAGCUCGUUGAAAACACCGACGAGACGUACUGUAUUGACAACGAAGCCCUUUAUGACAUUUGCUUCAGAACGCUCAAACUGUCCACCCCCACAUAUGGUGACUUGAACCACCUUGUAUCUCUCACAAUGUCUGGUGUCACAACUUGCCUCAGGUUCCCCGGACAGCUAAACGCUGACUUAAGGAAAUUGGCAGUGAACAUGGUGCCGUUCCCGCGUCUCCACUUCUUUAUGCCUGGCUUCGCCCCUCUGACCUCUAGAGGCAGCCAACAGUACAGAGCCCUUUCGGUGCCCGAACUUACCCAACAGAUGUUCGACGCCAAGAACAUGAUGGCCGCCUGCGACCCACGACACGGACGUUACCUCACGGUCGCCGCCAUUUUCCGUGGACGCAUGUCCAUGAAGGAGGUCGACGAGCAGAUGCUCAACAUCCAGAACAAGAACAGCUCAUACUUCGUCGAAUGGAUCCCUAAUAAUGUUAAGACCGCCGUGUGCGACAUCCCACCACGUGGUCUCAAAAUGUCCGCUACCUUCAUAGGCAACAGCACCGCCAUCCAAGAACUGUUCAAGCGUAUCUCCGAACAGUUCACUGCUAUGUUCAGAAGGAAAGCUUUCUUGCAUUGGUACACAGGCGAGGGUAUGGACGAGAUGGAGUUCACUGAGGCAGAGUCCAACAUGAACGACUUGGUCUCUGAGUACCAGCAGUAUCAGGAGGCUACCGCCGACGAGGACGCCGAAUUCGACGAGGAGGCCGAGCAGGAGGUCGACGAGAACUAAGCCUAUCGCUAUUUCAUAGGAUUUAUUCUUUUCUUUUUUCUCACGUGCAUCCCCAGCUCCCUCCAACAUACACAUGCCAAGAGAAAAAAAAACCUCUACACACAAAUUAUAAAAACUAUAUGAUAAAAAACAAAAUUCCGCUUCAUCUUCGCCUAUUUAUCUUUCUCUCAAUUUCCGUAUUUUAUGUUCCCUCUAUUUUGCCCCUUAUUCUUUUUACUCAUUACGUUUGUUAAUAUUUUUUACGAAUAUAGUGCACCUGGUUGCGAAUCUCUGCGAGACGCGCGUGUUUUUACUUUUAUUUUCAUUUACCUAAAAUCCUAUAUUUCUCCGUCCUUUUUUAUCUCAUUUUUCAAAUUUAGUUUUCUUACCUGUCUGUCAAUCAUUGUCAAAGUGUACCAUCAAAUAUGUGAAGUGGUUUUCUCUUUUGUUAAACAACAAAAAUUGCUGAAAGUAAACACAAUUCCCAAUGUCGUGAUUUCGUUGUAUAUUUUCGAGAUUAUUAUUUUGUAUAGCGUCGACUCGAAAUCGCUACUAGCUACUUCAAGCUGCCACUUGUCAUGAAUUCUUAUUCGAAUAAAGGUACAUUUGAUUAACAAGCAAUUGAAAUGGUCGAAAUAUCCUUAUUAUUUUUCUUUUUAGAUAGCUUGGAAUGUGACCUUUUUAGGGCUUGGAAAAUAUUAACUUUUCGGUUCUUUAACUAUUACAUUUUCCAUUCGGAGGCAUUAGAUCAAUAAACCAAUUAAAAACCAAUGGUAAUGUUUUCAAACUUGUUCAUCAAUUGCCACUAAAACUAUUUUGAAAACGUUUUUCUGUACAAAUAGUAUCAGAUUUUUCAAAAUUUUCUAAUUAAACUGUUCAUGUCAGAUCAUUUCCAGUAUAAGGCGCAUGUGACUUUAUCUACAGUAGAUAUGUGUAUAAGUUGGAUAUAACUGGUGAAACCUUGUGCUAUCAGAUGGCUGUUCUAUCUUUGAUUUUCAUAUUGUUAAUAUGCUUUAAAACUACUUUUUUAUUUUUAUGCUUAAUACUGAAACUCGAUGUAACAUAUUCGCUACGUUUUUUAAAUUAACAAUUUAUAAUUUAAACGCAACAUCAGAAUCAAAUAAAGUGUAUUGCAAAACAA